UCUCAUAGUCCCGCCAGUUCAAGGCGUCAGUUAAAUUUUGCCAUCGUCUACGACACUCUUGAACUGCGAGAAAAAUGGCUUCUGCAAUGGCGCAGAAAGACCGCAUCCUUAUCAAGGGUGGAAUUGUUGUUAAUGAUGAUGACAUGAUUGAAGCUGAUGUCUUCAUUGAGAGUGGAGUGAUCAAGGAAGUUGGCAAAAAUCUUGUUGUUCCUGGUGGUGCACGAGUCAUUGAUGCUCAGAAAAAACUUGUUAUGCCUGGUGGAAUUGAUACUCACACCCAUAUGCAGCUUCCGUUCAUGGGCACUGUUGCAAUUGAUGACUUUUACACAGGCACAAGAGCAGGGUUGGCUGGUGGCACCACUAUGAUAAUUGACUUUGUCAUUCCCAAGAAAGGAGAAUCCCUGCUAGAGGCUUAUGAAGUGUGGAGAAAAUGGGCAGAUGAAAAAGUGUGUUGUGAUUAUGCCUUCCAUGUUGCUGUUACUUGGUGGAAUGAUGAUGUUGGAGAUGAGAUGGAAACGCUUGUCAAGGAAAAAGGCAUAAAUUCCUUCAAGACCUUCAUGGCUUAUAAAGAUGUUAUGAUGCUUACUGAUGAAGAGAUGUAUCACUGUUACAGCAAAUGCAAGGAUAUUGGAGCCAUUGCACAAGUUCAUGCUGAGAAUGGAACUCUCAUUGCUGAGAAUGCAAAGAAGGUGCUUGCCCAGGGCAUCACUGGCCCUGAGGGACAUGAACUGUGUCGCACAGAAGAAGUAGAAACAGAAGCUUGUUUACGAGCCAUCACCAUAGCUAAUCAGCUAAACUGCCCCCUGUACAUUGUUCAUGUCAUGAGCAAGAGUUCAGCUGAUGCUAUUUGUGAUGCCCGGCGACGAGGCUGUGUUGUCGUAGGGGAACCAAUUGCUGCAAGUUUAGGAACUGAUGGAACAAAUUACUACCACAAGUGCUGGAGGCAUGCAGCAGGUCAUGUUAUGGGGCCCCCUCUAAGACCAGACCCAACCACACCUGGUCACCUCAUGGAUCUUCUUGCAAACGAUGACCUUCAGGUGACUGGAACAGACAACUGUACUUUCAGUGCAAAUCAGAAGGCUCUUGGAAAAAAAGAUUUUCGAAAGAUUCCAAAUGGAGUUAAUGGGGUGGAAGAUAGAAUGUCUGUAAUUUGGGAAAAAGGAGUGGCAUCGGGGAAAAUGGACCCAUGUCGGUUUGUUGCAGUGACCAGCACAACAGCCGCCAAGAUAUUCAAUAUCUACCCAAGGAAGGGCCGUAUCGCCGUAGGAUCUGAUGCAGAUGUCAUUGUAUGGGACCCUGAAGCCACACGAGUUAUAUCUGCCAAAACUCACCAUCAAGCAGUAGAUUUCAACAUCUUUGAGGGAAUGGAAUGUCAUGGGGUGACGGAAGUUACCAUCUGUCAAGGAAAAGUGGUUUAUGAACAUGGAGAGCUCAACGUAGUGCGUGGAUCGGGACGGUUUAUACCUACUCCACCCUACCCAUCGUAUAUGUAUGGCCGAAUCUUGAAACGAGAUGUGACUCGUAAACUGGUCAAAGUUGAGAGGGAGCCGUACAAUGGUCCCGUGAUAGAGAUACCCUUUUCGGAGCCCAUACCUGUUGUGUCCCCAUCGCAGCGCAAACAGAAGCAACAAGAGCAGAAGAAAAGUGGUGCCGCGAGAGACCUUCACAAGUCUGGCUUUGAGCUCUCUGGUAAACAAGAUGAUGAUAAUGUGCCCGGGAGAUCUUCUACCCGCGUUUGUAAGCCGCCUGGUGGUGGUUCCUCGCUGUCACUGAGCUGAAAAGGCUCCGUGCUGGACUUCUUCGAAAAUAAUUUACUUUUCUUGAACAUCGUCAGGGAUCACGAAGUGGUUCAUCAAUUUUGACAGCUUUAACGUGUUUACCAAAUAACCAGUAUUUCCGAAGUGGGUGCAAAUUUACGGCUUUUGUGAAACACUGUAUUCAUAAGUUUCAGGUCUAAUUUAAAGAGUCAAGCAUUCUUCAGUUGACUGUCGAUUUUUAUCUGGAUUGGCUCAGUUCGAUAAAGUUUAACCUGUGAUCGGUUUUGGAAACUUCAAACACCUUCUAGACCAAUCACAUACAAAACGUAAACCAAUCGUCAUCCAGAUUUCAUGCGCUCAUGUGGCGCCGACGUUUUCAUCUUCUUAGUACCUUGUGAUAUAAACCUUUGUUUUAAUGGGUCAUUAUAAACUACUUUGCCUUUGCGACACUCGAUAGAAUAGUGCUCCUAUACACUGAUUGUCAGUCAAAGUCAAACUAAACUAUUAUUAACAUCAGCUCAGUGUACUGUCAGGUCCAACCUUUUUUCUCUACAUUUUAAGCGAAUGCUUAGAUCAGAAUAAUGCAGCUGACGAUACCCAGCCUGGCUUGUAGCUACAGAUUUGCUUUUCUGGCUAAAUUAGUCAGUACUGGGUUACUAAUCCUCUUGGGUGUCUUGUGUAAUCGCCUUCUAACAUAUUGGAAACGUUUUCUUUGAAGGAAAGAGAAAAGUUUAUAUUUUGUUGGUAACUUUGUGAAAACAUACCGAAGGAUAUUUUUUCUGCAUAAUUUGCCUCCAAGAUCGGUAGAAGUCUGUGGGUAUUGUCGUACUUUUGCCUAUCCUUAAACAGAGAACGGGAAAUACGCCUCGUGUUAAAAAUUUUUUACAUAUCGAACCGCUGGAUUAAAGUACUCAAGGGACAGUGAUCAUUGGGUAAAGAAUGUCAUACCAUUGUAGAGAAAGUAUUUACGCAAGAAAGGCUAGCUUGCAUAUUUAUAUAUUUUGAGAUUAUAAUUUUGAAAGAGAA
Molecule: messenger RNA, 2783 nt
Organism: Stylophora pistillata
Lineage: Eukaryota; Metazoa; Cnidaria; Anthozoa; Scleractinia; Pocilloporidae
Product: dihydropyrimidinase
Biological process (GO): pyrimidine nucleobase catabolic process
Cellular component (GO): cytosol; cytoplasm
Molecular function (GO): dihydropyrimidinase activity
Source: RefSeq, a predicted model, not a curated record